CGGUGGCGACCUAGCUGGCCGCAAGGAUUUGAAACCGUUUGGCGGCGUUGGCGUCGGGGGCGUCGGGGGCGUCGGCGGCAGAGCGGAAGGCUUGCGUAUUGGAAAUGGGAAGUGAAGAAGAAAAAUGGGAAAAGCUGGAUGCAGAAUUUGAUCACUUUGUGGUAGAUAUGAAGCCCUUUGUUCUAAAAUUACCCCAUAGGUCAGAACGGCAGAGGUGUGCUCUUUGGAUUAGAAAGCUGUGUGAGCCUUCAGGAACAGGUACAGGAAUAAUGGGCAGGAACAAUCGGAACCUGUAUGCGAAAUUGUUACUGCAUAUGCUUAAGCGGGGAGUACUUGAAGGCCCUUUUACACAUCGUCCUGAACCAGGGACACUGAAGAUGUUACCUUCAUACAUGUCCAUCUACUUUGAUGAGCCAAAUCCAGCAUGUAAAAAAGGUUCAAGUCCAGAGAGAUUACCUGACUGGGUAAUGGGUGAGCUGGGGACAAGUGAACACAAAUUAAGUGAAUCAUGGAAACCUUCUCCUGGAGAAGAUAAUACUUUGGUGCUGUCGCCAACUGAUGCCCACAGUAUAGAACAGUACACUGGGAAGCUGCAGACGAGAUCUCACUGUAUGAGUCCAACUUGCAAGGAAGAUGGACAAAGUAUUAUUCCAAAGAAUUGUGAAAUUCAUUCGAAAAAAUCUCCUGUUUCUUUGGAUGACAGUGACAUUGAAGCUCGCCUUAAUAGUUGGAAUCUUGGGAUAGAAAAUCCCCGGUACCUAAGACAGAAGCCUAUCCCAGUUUCUCUGAUGACUCCCAAAUUCAACUUGAGAAAAUCCAGCAGUCUUCAUGAUGAUCAUUUUCUCUCUCGUAUGCAUGAGAAAGAGUUGGACAUGAAAAUAAAAAUGAUGGAAGCAAAAUUUCAUGAAGAAAAACUUAAGCUGCAACAGAAACAUGAUGCAGAUGUUCAGAAGAUUUUAGAAAGAAAAAAUAACGAAAUAGAAGAACUGAAAACUUUAUACAAGAAGAAACAAAAUGAAACAGAGGAGAUUAUAAGAAAGCUUGAAAAGAAAGUUCAGACCCUUGUACGUGACUGUCAAAUUAUCAGAGAGACUAAAGAAAACCAGAUUGCAGAGCUAAAAAAGAUAUGUGAACAAAGUACAGAAUCUCUGAAUAAUGAUUGGGAAAAGAAGCUCCACAAUGCUGUAGCAGAAAUGGAAAAAGAAAAAUUUGAGCUUCAAAAGAGACACACUGAAAAUAUUCAAGAAUUACUUGAGGAUACAAAUGUACGACUAAAUAAAAUGGAGGGUGAAUACAUGGCACAAACACAGUCCACAAACCAGAUGGUCAAAGAACUGGAGGCCCGUGUCCACCAGCUUACUGGAGAAGCAGAGAACAGUAAUUUACAGAGGCAGAAAUUAAUUCAAGAAAAAUCAGAGCUUGAAAGAUGUUACCAGAUAACAUGUAGUGAAUUACAAGAAGUGAAAGCAAGGCGGAACAUAUUGCAUAAAGAGAAAGAUCAUCUUAUAAAUGAUUAUGAGCAAAAGAUGGAACUAUUACAAACCAAAUAUGAUGCUGAUGUAAACCUUCUGAAACAAGAAAAUGCUCUUUCAACUUCUAAGGCGUCUGGUAUGAUUGAAGAAUUAGAACAGAACAUCUGUCAAUUAAAACAGCAGUUACAGGAAUCAGAACUUCAAAGAAAGCAGCUAUUGAAGGAUCAAGAAAAUAAUUUUCAAAUGGAGAAAAAUCACUUAAAAUGUACCUAUGAGAAAAAGGUUCAUGAUGUACAGUGUGAACUUGAUAAAGAAAAAGAAGAUGCUCAAAAGAAAUUUCAUAAACUUGAGGAAACUUUGAAGGAAAAAGAGGAGCAGCUCACUCGUGUGACUGAAGUUCAGAGGUUGCAGGCCCAGCAGGCAGAUGCUGCUCUGGAAGAGUUUAAGCUCCAGGUGGAACUGAACUCAGAAAAGGUCUAUGCUGAAAUGAAAGAGCAGAUGGAAAAAGUGGAAGCAGAUCUAACAAGAUCCAAAUCCCUUCGUGAGAAACAGUCAAAGGAGUUCAUAUGGCAGCUAGAGGAUGUGAAACAACGAUAUGAACAGCAGAUAGUAGAGCUGAAGCUGGAGCAUGAACAGGAGAAGACGCACCUAUUACAGCAGCAUAACGCAGAGAAGGAUAGCCUAGUCCGAGACCAUGAACGGGAAAUUGAAAACCUGGGGAAACAGCUUCGCGCUGCCAAUAUGGAGCACGAAAAUCAAAUUCAAGAGUUCAAGAAACGAGAUGCACAGGUUAUUGCUGACAUGGAGAUACAGGUUCACAAGUUGAAGGAGGAGCUCAUUAAUGUGAACUCCCAGAGGAAAGAGCAGCUGGUAGAGCUUGGUCUCCUUCGAGAAGAAGAAAAGCAAAGGGCUGCAAGGGACCAUGAGGCUGCUGUCAACAAACUGAAGACUGAUUCAGAAAAGAUGAAAAGAGAGCUGAAAAAGAUGCACGCUGCUGAAACAGAGAUGACUCUGCAAAAGGCCAACAGCAGGCUGAAGCAGAUUGAGAAGGAAUAUACCCAGAAGCUUGCCAAAUCUUCACAGGAAAGCGUAAAUGGUUUGUCUAAAUGAAGAGUCGUACAUGUUUAUAUAAGAGAUGAUGAUUAUGGCUUGAUUGCCAUUAUUCCAACCCUUGAGGAAUAAACAUGGAGAAAUGGAAACAUGGAGACUCAUAUUCAAAAGAAAUCUUAUUGCUCCAACAAUUAAAGUUUAAACUACAAGAUCCAGCUGCACACACCUAUAUCCUUGCUUAUUUUGCUUUAUGUUCAAUGGGAGAGUCAAACUGAGAGCAAGAUAUAAUAAGAUAGCUAAUAAAAAUGCUUGAAUAAUGAGGGUGUAAAUGAGAGCAUUUAAGUUUAUCUGAAGGAAUGCAUGAAGAAGCCUGAUGAGGUGACAUUAAAGCAAAUUAAAUGUAAGUACAGAGGAAUAAGCUUUGGAGUCCACGGACCUGACCUUGAAUUGGUAUUCACUUGUAUGACUUUGAGCCGCCUUACCUGCCCUCUUUGGAAUUCAAUUUCUUCAUUUUUCAAAUUAGAAAGCAGUACAUACCUUCUAAGAUAGUUUUAACUAUUAAGUAAAACAGUGCCAAAGACAUGUUUAGUACAGUGCCUUGGAUGUACUAAAGCAUUUAGUAACUGUUAGCAAUUUUAGUAGCAGUACAAAAGUUGCAAAAGAGAUAGGAAGGAAGGAGGGAAGAAUUUUAAAAGGUUUGGAAGAAAGCAGAAAUUAUUUCCUCAGACACUAUGUUUUGGGGUGUUGAAGAACUAAUAAAACCUCCCUGCAAAAUUUGAAGAUGCAUGGGGUUGCUAAUUAUUUUCCCAGAUAAAGACAUGAAGGAGGAGAAGGAGGUAUAAAAAUCAGUUACAACUAUCAUACAC
Messenger RNA from Heterocephalus glaber (naked mole-rat), 3388 nucleotides. RefSeq names its product centrosomal protein 112 (gene Cep112). Lineage: Eukaryota; Metazoa; Chordata; Mammalia; Rodentia; Bathyergidae. The record is from RefSeq and is a predicted model, not a curated record.